This is a messenger RNA of Tachysurus vachellii, 3777 nucleotides long. Its product is annotated as paxillin-like. The transcript has 11 exons. Gene Ontology annotation, cellular component: adherens junction; stress fiber; Z disc. The record is from RefSeq and is a predicted model, not a curated record. Bases 95 to 1786 code for a protein of 563 amino acids. Gene Ontology annotation, biological process: muscle structure development; actin cytoskeleton organization. NCBI's taxonomy places the organism in Eukaryota, Metazoa, Chordata, Actinopteri, Siluriformes, Bagridae. Gene Ontology annotation, molecular function: muscle alpha-actinin binding; actin binding.
GCUGAAACAUAAGUAGACAGGUUUGGGUCAAGAGUGGGUUAAUGUCCCCUGGGUUCAUUGUCCCGCCUACUGCAUUGCAUUCCUUUUAAUACACAUGUACGGUCUCUUGUUCAAACGAGCACACACCAUUCUCUUUUACACUCUGAUUACCUUCUUUGACAAAGGUGUGGAUAAAAAGAUUGGAAAGCUUUUGAGUUAUACAUGUGGAAAAAAAUACGCAUUGCUGGCGGACCUGGAGUCAUCCACUGCUAAUAUCUCAAAGUGUCCAGUGUUUCUCCCAGACGAAACGCCCUACUCUUUUCCCAGUAGCGGGAGCCUGCACCAGGAUGACCCUCCUCCUGUGCCCCCUCCUCCAUCUUCAGAUGCUUUGAAUGGGACUCUCCAAAAACAGGACUCUCACCACUCCUCACAACAGUCUCUUGGCUUAGCACAAAAAAGUACAUUGUCUCAAGACGGCAAUAGUCCCCCAUUACCUCAUACAGAAGAGGACCACGUCUACAGUUUCCCCAACAAACAAAAGACACCAUCAGACUCUUCUGCAGCAGCCAUGAGCUCUGCACUGGGCAGCAACUUGUCUGAGCUGGACCGCCUGCUACUGGAACUCAAUGCUGUUCAGCAGAACACACCAUCCUACACCAGCACAGAAGAUGCAGCUCCCCCACUUCCUCCCUCCAGUUCUGCACAUUAUAUCCAGGAAAAUGGAGCACACUCAGGUAUUACCCCUGCUGUGACAGACAAAGCUCUUGGUAAUGGAAACAGAGGGCCAGAAGAAGGACGUCCCUCUGUGGAGAGCCUACUGAAUGAACUGGAAUGCUCUAUACCUGCCCCAAUGCCUGCAUCUGGACUUCAUACAGAGGGGCACUUGGAUGUACCCUCUGAGCAACAGGGUCGAUUGUCAGCCACGUCUGCGACUCGAGAGCUGGAUGAACUCAUGGCCUGCUUAUCUGAUUUCAAGGUGCAAAGCAAUAUCAUGGCUCAGGGAAAGGGUCCAAAUACACAGGUCAAUAAACUAGACAACAUGCUGGGUAGCCUGCAGUCUGACUUGCAUAAACUGGGUGUAAAGACUGUGGCCAAAGGAGUGUGUGGAGCUUGCUGUAAACCUAUUGUUGGCCAGGUAGUAACCGCCAUGGGCCGCACAUGGCACCCGGAGCAUUUUGUGUGCUCUCACUGCCAGGAGGAGAUUGGUUCUAGAAACUUCUUUGAGCGUGAUGGACAGCCAUAUUGUGAGAGGGACUACCAUCAUCUCUUCUCUCCUCGCUGCUACUACUGCAAUGGUCCCAUUUUGGAUAAAGUAGUGACUGCUCUGGAUAGGACAUGGCAUCCAGAACACUUCUUCUGCGCUCAGUGUGGGGCCUUCUUUGGACCUGAGGGUUUCCAUGAGAAAGAUGGCAAAGCAUACUGCCGUAAAGAUUACUUUGACCUGUUUGCUCCCAAGUGUGGUGGCUGUGCCCGUGCCAUCCUGGAAAAUUAUAUAUCUGCCCUGAACAGCCUCUGGCACCCUGAGUGCUUUGUUUGUAGGGAGUGUUUUACCCCUUUUGUGAAUGGCAGUUUCUUUGAGCAUGAUGGGCAGCCAUACUGUGAGGUUCACUACCAUGAACGACGUGGCUCUCUUUGUUCUGGCUGCCAGAAGCCCAUAACUGGCCGGUGCAUCACAGCCAUGGGAAAGAAGUUCCACCCGGAGCACUUUGUCUGUGCCUUCUGCCUCAAGCAGCUCAACAAAGGCACCUUCAAGGAGCAGAAUGAUAAGCCAUACUGCCAUGGUUGUUUCAUCAAACUCUUCAGUUAGGCGCUGUCUGAGUAUGUUGUAUAUGCAGCAAAAGAGAGUAUCAAGCUUUUAAUUGGGGGGGCGGGCGUUAUUGUGCGCACAUAUCUGCUCACUGGUUGAGUGUGAACGAAUUUGUUUUAGGAAUGUGGCUUUGCAUCAAGUUUGAAUCAGUUGACCUGUGAAAUUCUUUUCACUAUGAAACAAUGCUUUGUGGUGCCACAGUGGCAAAAUGUGCUCACUGUAAUAUUUGGAUGUAUGGUCAACAGUUAGUCCAACGUAUUUAGCAUUUGCAAGAAACAAUUUAUAUUACUGAGCUCAGUGCCUUGUUUUCUAUCAGAAAUUGAGUACAUAAAUUGUACCAAAAAUAAUAUUGUAGCACCUAAUAUGUACAUUUCUUUGGAGACUGAUGUUCUUGGUGAGCCAACAAUUACCAGCCUAUAACAAGCCAGCCAUGAUCACCUACAUAUAUUAAAUAAGAGUUUUGCGUUGAUGAAUGUUGUGGAUUUCAUAGUCACUCAACUCCUGUAGAAAUAGAAUUAUCCUACUCUUUUUCAAGAUAAGCCAGGGUUUUUCUUCAGGGGAGCAAAUGGAGCUAUUUCUCCUUACAGUCAUAUUCUUGACAUCAUUAAAUACAUCUCAAAAAUACUUUGCUGUAUUUUGGAAACUUGUCCUAAUUUUUUCUUACUUUUUCCAUUUAAAUAAUCUCUUAAACCAUUUCGUCAAGCAAAUCACAGGUUGUUAAGUAAAAUAGCUGUGACAAUGUAGUGCAAAUUCUAUCCCUUUUAACACAGUAUAUGAUUGGCUUAAGGAUAAGAAUGUCACUCUUUCUUUCUCAGAGACAACUCUGGGCAACGUUAACUGCUGUAUUGUGUUAUGACCUUAUCUUCCUUUUUUUUGUGUGUGUGUGAAAGUCUUAAGUGUCACUGAGACAUUUAAAAGAAUGGGCUACAAGGGAUGAAAUGUGAAACAUUAGACAUGUAAUAACAGUUUUAUGAUUCCUCCCAAAAUAAAAGUGGGUAUUAUAUUUUUCAGAAGUAUAAAAGUAAUUGCUUGCCAUAAAAAGUUUAUUUUAAAGGUCAGAAUGCAUGUAUGAAAUUACCAGCAGCUAAAAAUAUUUUAUCUGUAUACAUUAUCCUCUGUUAAUACAUAUUUUCAUCACUGGUCUGAGGAUGCACUUCAAAAAUGGCCUUUUUCUUACAUAAUAUAUAUAAAAAAUCAUUUUAGUUGAUAUGCUGUGAUAAUUCAGAGAUCUUUCCUGUCUCAUUCUUCUUGUACUUCUGAGAGCUAGGUGCUAAUAUUGAUAGUUCAUAUGCCUCGGAUCCUAUUUAUGACACUGGUUUUAAUUGUUUUCCCUUUUUGUUUUAGCAUGUAAUUUUUCUGUCACAAAGUGGGCUUAAUAGUUCCCUCUUUGUUUAUAAUGUUACAGUUUAUUUUAGUGGGCCUUCAUAUACUGUCUCUCAGUUACCAAAUGUGAAACUGCAGGUAUAUAUUAUAUUCAAUAACUGCCAUUUUUUUCUGAGUAAUAUCUGGCAGAAUACAUAGUUACCAAUAAAGUGCUUUGAUGAUGUCAUGCAUUUUGGUUAAUCCUAGCCAUUUUUCACUUCAUGUUUCAGGAAUUGGGGGAAAGAAUAAGCAGAAUUAUUGGUGUGGGCCUUUUGGGUGGGCAGCUAGGUGGGUGUACCUUUCUUUCUCUCUUUCUUUCUUUUUUUUCUUUCUCUCUUUCUUUCUUUUUUUUCUUUCUUUCUUUCUUACACCAUGAUACCUUACAACACAGUGACUACUUUUCACCCUUUAAAUAGGCAGACUGACUUAUGUUUGAAGACACCUGUGAUGCUAAUUACAGGACACACUUUAGUUUAACGUGUUCCUAUGGUCAAAUUGUUUUCAAACUAUUCUUGGGGUGCCAUCAUUUUUGUCCAAAUCAGUUUCAAUAUUUUGUUUUUAAAUGCUUCUAUUGAACCACAAUUCAAAAGCAAUAUCUGAUUUUCAUUAAAGUUUAAGGGUUCCAACAA